Ambispora gerdemannii is the source of this 626-nucleotide messenger RNA. The record is from the annotation of a GenBank genome assembly. Lineage: Eukaryota; Fungi; Glomeromycota; Glomeromycetes; Archaeosporales; Ambisporaceae.
AAACCAAGGUAAGAACCUUUGAAUACGAAGAAAUUUUUGAAUAUGAUGAUGAAAUUAAUGCGGAACCUCAAACGUUAGAAGAAAAUACUAAAAAAGCCCAAGAUUGCCCGACUUGUCUCGAAAAAAUUAAUCGUGAAUUAGCCAAGUGUGAGGGAGGCUUUAAUAAUGAAGUAGAAAGCCAAAAAAAUAAAUGUUCUAAAUGUCAGAAAGAGUAUAUUUCUAGUAAGACUAAUAAUCUUGGUGAUAAAACAGGAAAUUUGGCUUGCAGUUGUUCUAAAAAGCCUAACAAACAACCAAGCAAGGAAGGGGAUAAUAAUGACGAUAACUCGGAUGACAACAAAAACAAAAUUCCCAAAGUCAGCACCGUGCGAAAAUAUUGUAAAGACAACGACGUCCAGAGAUUAGAAUACGACGAGGACACUAGCAAACUAAUAAUUACUUAUAAGGGCAAUAGACCCAAAAGUGAAUUAGAAACCUUAACCGAAGAACAAGAAGAAAUUAAAAAUUAUCUGAAAAAACUAGGAAAACAAGACAAGAAUAAAAACAAACGAAGGUUUUUAACUGAUAGUGAUUGGGAGGAAAAUAACCACGAACAUCAGCGACAUCAAAGCCAACAAACUAACUGA